UAUUUAUGAUGUUUUUCACCGCCUUAUUAGUGGGCGUAGCGCUUGCAACGCCAAGCCUACAGAAAGCAGAGCCAAAGCAGCUUCUGGAAUUGUUGGAGCGGCCAAAUGCAAACAAACAUCUGAUUAAGACUAUCGUGGAGUGUCUAGAUAUGCCAAAUAAUAAACCAUCUGCAUUGACUUUUCUAAGAUGUUUGAAUGACCGUCUCCACGUCUACCAAAAAACCGUGUUUGAUAGCAUAGGAUUCAUUCUAGGUAACUAUGUUAUUAAAGCGGCGUCGAUGGCAUUUACGAACUCAGAAGGGAGUCUAUUAGAUCGAGCAACAGCAUUUGGCGAUUGCCUGCCAAUGUUGUUGCGCAAUCUCUUCGGUUUAGAAGAGUACAGUUUUUCAUGCAAAAAGCGCAGUGUUAUAGAGGGCUACGACAAUGCCGAUGAUUCCGACUUCGAACAACCUGAUUCGGACGACGAAUUAUGA
Molecule: messenger RNA, 473 nt
Organism: Babesia bovis T2Bo
Lineage: Eukaryota; Apicomplexa; Aconoidasida; Piroplasmida; Babesiidae
Exons: 2
Coding region: 6-473 (155 amino acids)
Source: RefSeq, a predicted model, not a curated record